AUGGUUCGAAAGAAGACACAGAGUAAGCGAUUAUCAGCUGCCAAACGAUACAAGAUACUGAAGAACGUAGCCGAGCAUAAAAGAAAGGAGAGGAGGGAAGCUAAAAAGAAUCCAAGUCGGAAAAGUUUAAAGAAAGAUCCGGGAAUACCAAAUUUGUAUCCGUAUAAAGAUAAAAUUCUUCAUCAACUAGAAGAACAGAAACGAAAGCUAGAAGAAGAAAAGGCCCGACAGCGUCAAGCCCGCGUUGCAUUACAUAAUAAAAAGCGCAACCUCAACCUCACCGAUCUUGUAGAAGAUGCCACCACGCGUACUAAACUCUUCGACAAUGAUAGGCCUUCAGAUGCUAAUGACUCGGUCACUGCAAUCGACCCUGCUGCUGCUGGAUUAAAAGACAAUUCUCGCAAAGCAUUCUACGGUGAAUUUAAAAAAGUAAUAAAAAAUGCGGACGUUAUACUAGAAGUCCUUGACGCGCGAGAUCCAUUGGGAUGUAGAUCGACGGAGCUCGAGAGAAUGGUAAUUGACAGUGGAGUAAACAAACGCCUCAUUCUAAUAUUGAACAAAGUAGACCUGGUUCCGAAAGAAAUAGUCUCAAAAUGGUUAACAUAUCUGCGCAAUGAAUACCCAGCGAUCGCAUUCAAAUCUUCAACUCAAUCACAACGCACCCAUCUUGGCCACUCCUCCACUCCAAUAAGUCUUGCAUCCGAAUCCAGCCUUCAUACGUCCGAAUGCUUUGGAGCUUCUACUCUUCUUAAACUUCUCAAAAACUACUCUCGCAAUCUCAAUAUUAAAACUUCGAUCACUGUUGGUGUUAUCGGAUAUCCAAACGUAGGGAAGUCAUCUUUGAUAAAUUCGCUGAAAAGAGCGAAAGUUUGCGCAGUCGGGGCGACGCCAGGGUCGACAAAAACCUCUCAGGAAGUACAGUUGGAUUCUAAGGUUAAAUUAUUAGAUUGUCCGGGUAUUUUGUGGGGAGAGAAUGAUGCCGAAAUGUCAUUAAGGAAUUGUAUUAAAGCUGAGUUGUUAGAAGACCCUGUAGCACCAGUCGAAUUAAUAGUCUCUCGCUGCCCACAGCAACUACUAGUAAAAAGAUACAACAUUCCACCAUUUCGAGACGCCAACGAUUUUCUUAUUCAAGUCGCUCGUCAACGUGGGCGUCUAAAGCGUGGUGGCAUUCCCGAUAUAGUCUCUGCUGCUCGUUCAGUCCUACAGGAUUGGAACACUGGACAAAUAUCAUUUUAUACCACCCCACCUACACAAUCAUCUUCUGGGGGAGAGGUGACCUUGGUGCAGCAGUGGGGGAAGGAAUUUGAUUUGGAUAAUUUGGUUCUGGAGGAUGUUGAUAUGUUGCAGUAG
This is a messenger RNA of Paraglomus brasilianum, 1350 nucleotides long. The record is from the annotation of a GenBank genome assembly. NCBI's taxonomy places the organism in Eukaryota, Fungi, Glomeromycota, Glomeromycetes, Paraglomerales, Paraglomeraceae.